Oncorhynchus mykiss (rainbow trout) is the source of this 7567-nucleotide messenger RNA. RefSeq names its product interferon-induced very large GTPase 1. Gene Ontology annotation, molecular function: GTP binding. The record is from RefSeq and is a predicted model, not a curated record. Lineage: Eukaryota; Metazoa; Chordata; Actinopteri; Salmoniformes; Salmonidae.
AGGCACUUUUGGACUGCUCAUGCGUCAUAAAGUUGGAUUACUGGGCGAACGCGCUAACAUCAAGGAGGAAUGUGGACAUAAAUGAUGGACAUUAUUGAACAAAACAAACAUUUAUUGUGGAACUCUGUGUAACGGUCGUCUGAUGAAGAAGGAUCGGACCAAAGCGCAGCGUGACGUUAGACUGCUGCAGCCCGUCCAUCUUUAGGUGGUGGGAUUCCCCACCUGGUGGGGUUCUAGUGAUGGAGAGGCCUGGUGAUGAGGGGUCACAAGGUGCAACAGGUGGUGAAGGGGACGGAAGAGACACCACACCUGUUCACAACACUGGCACUCCUGAUGGCAUGGCAGCACGAGGAGUCAUGCUACAGGUCUUCAUAUAUAAUCAACAGCAACAGCAGUCAAUGCAACUGCAACAGCAACAGCAGUCAAUGCAACAGGCAAUGCAAUCCAUGCAGCAACAGACGCAGCAGCAGAUCAGCCAGCUACAGGAGGAGGUGCAGAAAGGAAAGACAAAGCAACAGUGUGUUGUGACCCCUUUACCAGCAGCAAACCCAGACACUUUGACAAGACCAGCUCCUCAGUCUCGAGACCCAGCAGAGGAGGUAUCAGGUGAACACGUUGACAAGAAGGAGGAGGCAGCAGAGAUGAAAUUGGAAGAUGUUCAACAGCCUUUGUCCGAUGAUGAGUCAAAACCAGAGACCGAUGGCUCUUCAGAAGGAAACAGAGAAACAACCAAAGGUGCAGCAGAGGAGGUAUUGGGGAAUCACAAUGACAAGAAGGAAGAGGCUGAGAGGCCCCAUCCAGAGAUUCCAUCUCCUUCCAAACCACUGAAGGGCUGGGAAGAGAAGAUUCACCAGGGAGAACAAGGAAAACUAAAAAAUAUUGAGCCAGUGCCAAAAGCCAGAGAUGAGUUGAAGCCAAAGAAGGAGGGUUCCUCAGAAGAAACACCCCAAGGACCUUGUGUCAGGGAGCUGUUGUCAAAGGCUGGACUAGAAGAUCAUUAUGAAAACAAGCUGACGUUAAGUACUGUCCUUGAGAUAAAUGCUGAUACUACAUCAGAUGAACCUCUUACCACUAUGCAGUCACUUCCAGGGGCCUUCCUUAAGAAAUUAAUGAUGGCAAAUGUAAAUGCCAGGAGUGUGAAAUGUCUGACCAUUGACCAGGAAGUUUCCUAUUAUGGUGUAGACAACCUGGACACUGACUCUGAUAGCAGCGAUGUCAUUAAUCCACUGGACCUGAUAACAGCCCUGUUUCUGUGUUCAGAUGGUUUCCUGCAGCAGGAGAUGGUCCAGAAAAUGUCCAUGUGUCAGUUUUCUGUUCCUCUCCUGCUGCCCAACUGUGACACAAAACAAAGCACUUUGAUGCUGUGGGCCCUGAGGGACAUAGUGAAGAAGUUUAGAUCGUCUUCACAAAUGGCCACAAAUGCUUUUGUGGAGGAGAGAAUAGUUCUCUCUGAUAUUCCUAUGGUGUCUUUUGUUAGGUUAGGACAAAGCAGCUUGUCCAAGUCUCAGAUUUUGAACAAGUUGCUUAGUAACCCUCAACAGUACCAUGAUACAUUUGUUCAUCAUGAUAUGGAAUGUGGCGAUGUCCCUCGGCAAAUCUCAGAUGGUCUGGUUGAAAUCAGCUGGUACUUUCCAUGUGGAAACAGAAACAUAGACAUGUUCACCAAGCCUGUGGCGGUGGCCAAUCUCAGAGGAGACAUCAGGUCCUUUAAAACACAGUUCUCCUUUCUGUGUCAAACAUCAGCUGCAGUUUACAUUUUCAUUGAUGAUUUUGAGGCAGAUUUCAAGGUUUUGGAAGCAGAAAUCACAAAAGCAGAGAUAUUUCUGGUUGUCAACUCUCAGAGAAAAACAUACAGGGUGGACACAUUGAAGAAAAUGAUCACAAACUACAGUAUCAACCCAACAAAUGUGAUUGUGAAGAAGAAGCAGAAUGAUGCAGAAUUUGUCAAAAACCUGCAGUCCUCUGUGGGUGACAUCAUUGAAAAAAGUAAAAACAUAUUGACAAUUGAAAACAUGGCUGAUGUGGCUCAUCAGUUUGGGAUUCUGGUUGAUGAAGACAGUGAUGACUGUCAGAGUGCCAAGAAGACAGCAGAUGAAAUCACCAGGAACAUCAAAGACACAAUGAAAUUCAAACAUGAACAACUACCCUUACAAGGAACAAUCUGGAAAGAGCUUUCCCAGUUGGAAAAAGAGAUGUGUAGACUGAGAAAAGCAGGAGAUAAAGACAUUGAACACUACAAGAGCUCUCUGAAGAAAAAGGAGAAAGAGCUGAGAGAGAAGCAAUAUACAUUUGACAUGUCAGAUUCAAUGGCAAGCUUCAUUUUAGGAUUGUCAAGUUCAGGAGCUGAGCGUUCCUAUUUCCUCAAAUGGAUGCGGAUAAAUCUGGACAAUCUGUCACGUCAGAACCUGUCUGGAUUGCGGGAGCGGUACAAAAAUCUUUGCCAACAUUCUCCGGAGAAAAAAGACGACAUUAAAGAUUUGGAUAAGCAAUUAUCUGACUGUUCCUUGGGUCUUGAACACUUCCUGCGUGAGUUGGGCCAGUUAUAUGAGGCUUCCUGCUCCCUUCCUGAAAGUAGCCUACAAAGGAAACAGAUGGAGCAUCUCCCUGGAUUGUGUGCUCAGAUGCUGUUGGAGGGUUUCCCCAUUGAGCUUGUGGAUGGAGAUGCAUCAAAUAUCCCUCUGAAAUGGAUUUCAGCUGUUCUGACUGAGCUUCAUACUCUUGUCCAAUCCAACAGCAAGAUCCGGGUGGUCACAGUUUUAGGGGUCCAAAGCACAGGGAAAUCCACUCUCCUCAACACCAUGUUUGGGGUCCAGUUUGCUGUCAGCAGUGGAAGAUGCACCAGAGGUGCCUUCAUGCUACUGAUUAAAGUCAACAAAGAACUCAAGGAGGAGCUGAAAUGUGACUUCAUCAUGAUCAUUGACACAGAGGGGUUGAAAUCACCAGAGUUGGCUCAACUAGAUGACAGCCAUGAACAUGACAAUGAACUGGCCACACUGGUGAUAGGACUCAGUGAUGUCACUAUCAUCAACAUCGCCAUGGAGAACUCCACAGAGAUGAAAGACAUUCUACAGAUUGUUGUUCAUGCUUUUAUCAGGAUGAAGGAAGUGGGGAAGAAGCCGAUAUGUCAUUUUGUGCACCAGAAUGUGUCAGACAUGUCUGCUCAUGACAACAACAUGAGGGACAGGAAGAAGUUGUUGGAACAGUUGAAUGAAAUGACCCAGGCAGCAGCCAGAAUGGAGAAGAAGGAGAAUAUCACCAAGUUCACUGAUGUGAUGGAGUAUGAUCCAGACACAAGCAGCUGCUACAUCCCAGGACUCUGGCACGGGACUCCCCCUAUGGCUCCAGUAAAUGCUGGCUACAGUGAGGCUGUGUACAGCUUCAAGAAGACCUUGAUGAAAGAUUUCAUAAAAUGCCAGAGAAAUGAUGACUUGACACAUUUCCUGAAGUGGACACAAAGUUUGUGGAAGUCUGUGAAAUUUGAGAAAUUCAUCUUUAGUUUCAGAAACAGCUUGGUUGCAGAUGCAUAUUCCAAAUUGUGCUCUGAGUACAAUGGUUGGGAAUGGGCCUUCCAGAAGGAGAUGUACAACUGGAUGAUUGGUGCUGAAACAAAAAUUAACAAUAUUGGCAUGACAGAUCAAAAUCUUGGGCGGUCCAUAGGAAAUGUGCUAAAUGAAUUGAUCGCAGAGGCAUCUGAGAAACUGUCAUUGGGAGAAAAGGAAAUCCAAGACAAUCUGGUGAAAUACUUUGAAAAUCAAGAUGGCCAUGUUAGUCUGGUGGAAAAAUACAAGGAGGACUUUGUGUCCAGUGCCAAAACACUGAGACGAGAGACAGAAAACACAGUGAAGAACAAACUGCAAGGAGUUGUUGAGAUCAAAGAGGGAAUGACAGAACUGAACAACAUCAAGAGUUCUCAGGCAAGUACAAUGGAAAAGAAGGUUCUAGAUCUGCUUCAGAAUUGUAGACAGAAAAAAUCUGUUCUUUCAGAUAAGGCCCUCAGUAAAGAGUUUGAAAACAUGUGGAGUAAAACUCUGUCUGAGAUACAUUUCAAAGGACUUCCUAAGCGAGAUGUUUCCCAAGAUGCCUUUAUCAUGUUGAGUGGAAAUCUGUCAACAAGGGGCAGUCAUGUCAACAGUCUGUUGGUUGGAACCAGACUGGUGGAUUGUGGGAAGGCAGCCUUUGUUGUGGAAUCAGGGGGUUUGUGGGAGAAGACUAAAGGCUUUGUGGUGCACAGGGAUCGUGACCAUCACAGGAAAAAGCUGCAAGACUUCUGUAAUGACAUCAUAACACAGUGUCAGGACUUUAUAAGACAGAAGGUGGAGCACAAAACAGAUUAUCAUGACACUAACAUCAAAGAACUUCUUAACGAGAUUGAUGAAACAUUGCAGCAACAAAAGAAAAUGAAAGUCGGUGAUGAAUGUGAGGUUUAUCUGAAGCUACACAUCUGUGGCAUAGCAGCAAGACAGUUCCAAAAGAUGCAUGAUGAUUUCAUUGCACUCAAUGACCCAAGGAAUUGUCUGCAACAGUCAAAGGACAACUACUAUACUGACUUCAUGAACUUGUUCCAUGAGCGAGACCAGUGCCAAAAGAAAGCUGAGGACUUCACAAAGCUCUGUUUGCGGCCAGCUGUAGAGGAAUAUGUGACAAAAAGGAUUGGUCCUGAUGUGGUUGAUGAAGUGGUGACCGGUGAAGGGUCAGAGGAUUACAGCACAAGAACAGCUUUCCAGUUCUCCAUUUUAAAAGAACUCCUGACUGAUGAAAAUUAUGAGAAAUAUAGAGAGUACAUAAAACAAUAUAAAACGUUUGUGAAGCAGUGGCUAUUUUGCCAAAUGGUGGAGAAACUCUCAAAAGAGAGCAGUCUGCAGAAAUUGGAGAACAAACAUCUUUCAAAUAUAGUCCGGAUUAUUACUGAUAACAUUUCAACUGUCAGUAAAGCAUCUAGCACGGUAAACAACAUUAAGACGUUCAUUGGGAAUAUUUGCAAUAAAUUGGGAGAGGAUCUUGCCUUUCCCAAGGAUGCUUUGGAUUCCAUUAUGAUUCUGAACACGAGCACCGCAAACACAGAACAGUUUGCUAAAUGUCUCACAGAGUUUGUGAGUGAAAUGGAGAAGUCACUGGCAUCUGUUUAUGACCGGAAAACUGACCUUGGAUACAUCACAAAAAGGCUCAGAUCUCUGCCAUUCAAGCCUCAGGACAAGAUGUUCACCAGCCUGUUUGGCUGUGGGGAGGUAUGUCCUUUCUGCAAAGCACCCUGUGAAGCAGGAGGUAAGGAGCAUACCAAACACUUCACCUCCAUUCAUCGUCCAAAAGGGCUCAGUGGUUCGGUGAAUAACAGUUCAAAUGUGUUAUUAACUAACAUAUGCUCCUCCUCCGUGAUAGGCAAUGGGCUGUUCAUUAAUGAUCUAACAGGAGAUGAUGGUCACCUUUAUAAGAAGUACCAGACAUACUACCCUGACUGGAUCAUAACUGGUGACACCAGUAUUGAGGCUUCAGACUAUUGGAAGUAUGUGAUGGCAAAAUUCAAUGAGACAAUUGCUGAAGCAUAUGACGCACUUCCUGCUGAUAUCCCAGAGGAUUGGAACCUUUUAACAGCUGAGGAUGCAAUGAAGAGUUUGAAGGGCUCAUUCAAUGUGAGUGAAUAGGGGAAAUCUAUAACAAGGCUCUGAAUUGUAGUCCAAAUAUAUUAUUGGCCAUUAAAACAUAUAUUAAGUUGACAACCACAAAUACCUCACACAUGGUAUAUCACAGAAUCAAAAUAUGAGGAGCCAGUUGUUUCAAACAAGAGUUAAGCAAAAAAUGUGCAGAUCUGAUCAUACCAAAUGCAAUUUUGAAAAAAACUGCAGCACAGAAAAUAAUAUUUGCAAAUACAUUCAUAGCUUUGCAAACUUAUGACUUCUUAGCUAUUUACAGAUCAGAUGUUCUAUAAUGGAAAAGCGUUCACUUUGAAUAUACACUUAGUAUACCAGAACCCUCAGAACAGCCUCAAUUCAUCAGGGCAUGAACUCUACAAGAUGUCGAAAGAGUUCCACAGGGAUGCUGGUCCAUGUUGACUCAAAUAUUCCUCACAGUUGUGUCAAGUUGGCUGGUUGUCCUUUGGGUGGUAGAUCAUUCUUGAUACACACGGGAAACUGUUGAGCGUGAAAACCCAGCAGGUUGCAGUUCUUGACAUUAACCGGUGCACCUGGCACCUACUACCAUACCCUGUUCAAUGGCACACAAACAAUCCAUGUCUUAAAGCUGACAAAUCCAUCUUUAACCUGUCUCCUCUGCUUCAUCUACACUGAUUAAAGGAUUCACCUGGUCAGUCUGUCAUGGAAAGAGCAGUUGUCCACUCAGUGUAUGAGAAAGGAAUGCCAAUAUUCUUAGAGUAAGUUAAGAAUUAAGUUACUAAGAUUUAGUUUGUUGAUGAUUUUUAUGUGUUGAUGAGUGAGUCAAAUUAUUUUAUUUGUGUUGUUGAUUAGGUUGUUGCUGUUGUUAUUGAUGAAGAUUAUUUGUUUGUUCUUGACGGUCAUUUUCUUUUUGUUCAUGAGUAUAAUGAUAAUAAUAGGUUCCCUCUUCUUGUUGUUAUUGAUGAGUAUAAUGAUGAUAGUUUCUCUUGUUGUUAUUGAUGAGUAUAAUGAUGAUAGUUUCUCUUGUUGUUAUUGAUGAGUAUAAUGAUGAUAGUUUCUCUUGUUGUUAUUGAUGAGUAUAAUGAGGAUAGUUUCUCUUGUUGUUAUUGAUGAGUAUAAUGAGGAUAGUUUCUCUUGUUGUUAUUGAUGAGUAUAAUGAGGAUAGUUUCUCUUGUUGUUAUUGAUGAGUAUAAUGAGGAUAGUUUCUCUUGUUGUUAUUGAUGAGUAUAAUGAGGAUAGUUUUCCUCUUGUUGUUAUUGAUGAGUAUAAUGAUGAUAGUUUCUCUUGUUGUUAUUGAUGAGUAUAAUGAUGAUAGUUUCUCUUGUUGUUAUUGAUGAGUAUAAUGAGGAUAGUUUCUCUUGUUGUUAUUGAUGAGUAUAAUGAGGAUAGUUUUCCUCUUGUUGUUAUUGAUGAGUAUAAUGAGGAUAGUUUCUCUUGUUGUUAUUGAUGAGUAUAAUGAGGAUAGUUUCUCUUGUUGUUAUUGAUGAGUAUAAUGAGGAUAGUUUCUCUUGUUGUUAUUGAUGAGUAUAAUGAGGAUAGUUUCUCUUGUUGUUAUUGAUGAGUAUAAUGAGGAUAGUUUCUCUUGUUGUUAUUGAUGAGUAUAAUGAGGAUAGUUUUCCUCUUGUUGUUAUUGAUGAGUAUAAGGAUGAUUAUGAUAAGUUUUUCUCUUGUUAUUAAUAAGUAUAAUGAUGAUUAUUAUUUUUGUAGUUAGUGGUGAUGAUGAUGAUGUGAGUUGAACUCUGAGCCUGCAGGGAAUGGUUUUCAGUUGGCCAAGCUAUAUAAUGACGGCCAAGUUGGCCAAGCCAAUAUUCAGUUGGCCAAGCCAAUAUGAUGAAGACAAAAGAAAGUUGAGUUGUACUUUGCAGACAUAUUGUGAAAUCAUGUGAAUUGUUGCAAUUGAAAAUACAAAAUACUUGUCCAUUAUCGUGUUACUAGAGAUGUUUAAUAAAAAUCUAUAAUUU